Molecule: messenger RNA, 1360 nt
Organism: Leopardus geoffroyi (Geoffroy's cat)
Lineage: Eukaryota; Metazoa; Chordata; Mammalia; Carnivora; Felidae
Exons: 5
Coding region: 1-684 (227 amino acids)
Source: RefSeq, a predicted model, not a curated record
AUGGAUCCCACUCCAGGGAGUGUCACGGGCGCGCAGUGGGUGACAGCAGACCCCAGCACAAAACAAAGGAGUGGCCCAGGGCAUGGAAACUACAUCCCAGCGAACGGUGCCGGAUUCUCCAACAAGCCUUACACAGAACAGAGCCUCCUCUCAGCUACACCGCGCGUUUAUACGAAGGGGAAGGAACAGUCCCUGGGGAUCCCAACCAGCCGUCUGGACGAGGCCCGUGGCCUUUGUGAGCACAGUUCCGACAGGUCCGAGUACCUGGGCGCGGAACAGGUGCCCCGCUCCAAGGAGCUUUCAGCCCGCGCAAGUCCUGCGGAAGAGGCCGGACACGGUCCCCGGGACCGCCCCGCAGGAGGCGUGGCCAACGUCUGCACCGCCCCUCCAGGGCCGCGAGCCUGGCCCUCCCCCGCGGGGGCGGUGCCUCGAGGCUCCCUGGACUCUGCGCGCAGGCCCAGGGCGGCGAAGCGCGCCCGCCCUGAAACCGCCGGUUUCCUUCGCUUCCCGAGAAUGAGUUGGAAGGAUUUUUCACAGAGGGUGAUGGAGUUACAUUGGAACCCCUUGCUGGAUUCUUCAGUGCUCUGGUGUGACGUUGUCCUGGCUGAAGCUGAACCUCUGGCCUUGCUCACAGGGAAAUGGGGAAGGUGUCCUCAAGUCGAAGAAGACAAAAUGCAAGUUUGAAAUUAUUUUAAAGCAAUAAAAACCUAAAUUAUUUAUCAGUUCCACAGUCUAAGUGGACACUGCUCUCAAGGCAGUAUGACAUUUGGAAACAGCAUGAACUGCCACUUACUAGCUGCCUCAUCACGGGACAAACGUUUAACCCUAAAGUUGUCUCUUCAGCUGUAAAUAUGGGAAGGAGAAGAUCGAUUCUGUAAGAAGACUCAGGCCACCCUGGUCAUGUGUUGGUGACCUACAUCUACAGUAAAAAUGGUUUGCUUGAAUCAAGACUCCAGUAAUGGCACAGUCGAGAGGAAUCUUGGGAUGGAUGGUGGAUGAUGAACGCGCUUUAGACUGACGGCCUCUGAAGUCUGGAACAGUCAAGAUGGAGGGCCCAGAUAAACUGCCUGGGCCACAAACGGAUGUUUGUCUCUCCAGCUCGUGGUUAAACAGAUAAAAAAAAAAAAAAAAAAAAAAAAAAAAAGGAUUCCUAUAAGUGAAGACUUUCAUUUUUACUAUUAGUGAUGUAUUUGCGGAAAUUUUUCUUAGUAACCUGAAAAACUUAAAGAGUUUUCUUUUUUCAAAUGUUCCUUGUUAUCAUUCUGAUAUGUUUUACACUGUGACCUCGUGGACUACUUUCUCUGAGACUUUCAUGUUCUCAACCAUAUGCUCAAAAUACAGCUCUGUGUUUCAAUUUUCA